AUGGCAGCCAGAGGGAUGUUCCGGUUUGCUGAUAGCAUCGACAAGUUGCUGGUGUUGUUCGGAGCUCUGGGGAGUAUUGGAGAUGGGUUACUGACCCCUCUUAUCUUGCUUGUUCUUAGUGGUCUGAUCGAUGAUUAUGGCAGUGCCAAAUCCGAAUCUGCCAACAGAUCUUUGGCAAACCAUAUGGUGGAUGAGUAUGCUCUCAAGCUGCUUUAUGUUGCCAUAGUAGUUGGGGCAUCUUCCUUUGUUGAAGGAAUAUGCUGGACAAGGACUUCAGAGCGGCAGACUUCUCGCAUGAGAAUGGAGUACUUGAAAUCAGCCCUCAGGCAAGAAGUUGGUUUCUUUGAUAAUGGAGAAGCUUCUUCCACAACUUUCCAAGUCAUUUCUGGCAUCACCUCUGAUGCCCAUUCAAUCCAAGAUGUUAUAGCAGACAAGAUACCCAAUUUCCUUGCAAACUUGUCAACUUCCAUCUUCUGCAUUGCAACUUCCUUUGGACUUUCAUGGAAACUAGCACUGGCUGCGCUUCCAUUGGCAGUUCUAUUUAUCAUACCGGGGAUGUUAUUUGGGAAGGUAAUGAUGAAACAGGGGAUGAAGAUGAAGGAUGCUUAUGGUGUGGCAGGUGAGAUAGCUGAACAGACAAUCUCAUCAAUCCGCACUGUGUAUUCAUUUGUGGGGGAGCAACAAACUUUGAAUAGGUUCAGCCAAGCACUACAAAAAUAUGUCGAACAGGGUAUAAAACAAGGUUUAACAAAGGGCUUGAUGAUGGGAAGUAUGGGAAUGAUUUUUGUGUCUUGGGCUUGCGAAGCAUGGAUUGGGAGCCUACUUGUCACUGAGAAAGGAGAACGAGCUGGCCGUGUUUUCAUUGCUUCAAUGUGCAAUGUCCUGGGAGGAGUGUCUGUAAUGACCGCCCUACGGAAUAUCUCCUUCUUCGCAGAAGCAAAAGCUGCAGCCACUAGAACAACUGAAAUGAUCGAUCGAGUUCCUCGUAUCAACCCUGAGGAUGAGAAGGGAAGAAUUCUAGAACAAGUGAGAGGAGAAAUUGAGUUUCAAGAUGUCUAUUUCAGCUAUCCGUCACGACCUGAUACCUGGAUUCUUCAAGGACUUAAUCUCAAGCUGCGAGCUGGCAAAACAGUUGGCCUGGUCGGAGGCAGUGGUUCUGGCAAGUCCACCAUCAUUUCUUUGCUUGAAAGAUUUUAUGAUCCUGUCAAAGGAAGCAUUCGCCUUGAUGGGCACAAAUUGAAGAGACUUCAGCUUAAAUGGUUGAGAUCACAAAUGGGGAUGGUUAAUCAGGAGCCUAUUCUCUUUGCAACAUCCAUAAUGGAGAAUAUUCUUUUUGGCAAGGAAGGGGCCUCCAUGGAACUUAUUACAGCUGCAGCUAAGGCUGCAAAUGCACACAACUUCAUUUCAAAAUUACCCGAAGGAUAUGACACCCAAGUGGGGCAAUUUGGAGUUCAAUUGUCUGGAGGCCAAAAGCAAAGGAUUGCCAUAGCAAGGGCUUUACUUAGGGACCCGAGGAUUCUUCUGCUUGAUGAAGCUACAAGUGCCCUGGAUGCAAAAUCUGAGAAAGUAGUACAGGAAGCUUUGGACCAGGCUUCAACAGGACGCACGACAAUCAUCAUUGCUCACCGACUAGCAACAAUCCGUAAGGCUGACACCAUAGUGGUGCUUCAGUCAGGAAAAGUAGUUGAAUCAGGAUCUCAUGAUGAGCUGAUGCAACUGAAUAAUGGGGAAGGUGGAGCCUACUUUAGAAUGGUGAAACUGCAACAAUCAGUGACACAGAAUGAAGCAAGUACUGGCACCUAUCAUACUCAAGGAGCCAGAAGCCACCAUAGAACUAAGAGUUCCCCAUCUCUCCGGACCCAUGCAGCAAGACCUUCCUUGCAAGGUAGCCCGGCUUACUCUUUCAGCCCAACUAUAUCCAUUAGCGAAACACUUUCCACUGAGAUGCCACCUCGUGUUGACGGAGAUGAAGAAACUUCGAAAAUAUCUUCUUCCCCUCCCUCUUCUCAAUGGCGCUUGCUGAAGAUGAAUGCACCUGAGUGGAAGACAACACUGCUGGGCUGUUUAGGCGCAGUUGGUUCUGGUGCAAUCCAGCCGGUUAAUUCAUACUGCAUGGGAACGCUCAUUUCAGUAUAUAUGCUGCAGGACAACUCAGAUAUAAAAUCAGAGACCAAAAUCAUUUCCUUCGUCUUCUUAGGCCUAGCUGUCAUUAACUUAAUCUCCAGCCUCCUGCAACACUAUGAUUUUGCGGUCAUGGGAGAAUACUUAACCAAAAGGGUGAGGGAGAAAAUGCUAGGAAAUAUGCUUACCUUUGAGGUUGGAUGGUUUGACGAAGAUGAGAACACAAGUGCAUCAAUUUGUGCGCGAUUAGCUACUGAAGUCAACAUGGUCCGGUCCCUUGUUGCAGAUCGUAUGUCCUUGCUACUUCAGGCCAUCACCACUUCUUCCCUGUCUUUUGCAAUUGCACUGGUGCUCACAUGGAGAGUGGCCAUUGUAAUGAUAGCCAUGCAGCCUUUACUCAUAGGUUGCUUCUACUCCAGGUCUGUCUUAAUGAAAAGCAUGUCUGAGAAAGCCCAGAAGGCACAGAAAGAAGGCAGCCAAUUAGCAAGUGAAGCGGCCGUCAAUCACAGAACUAUAACUGCCUUUUCUUCUCAGGAAAGAAUGUUGGCUCUCUUUGCAGCCACCAUGAAAGGCCCCCGGAAGGAAAACAUAAAACAAUCAUGGUUUUCAGGUGCUGGGCUGUUCAGCUCCCAGUUUCUGACCACAACUUCUGUAGCCAUGACUUACUGGUACGGAGGGAGACUAAUGAAUCAAGGAUUGGUAACUUCCAAGCAUCUGUUUCAGGCUUUUUUCAUAUUAAUGUCCACAAGUGCGCACAUAGCAGACGCAGGAAGCAUGACGUCUGAUUUAGCCAAAGGAAGCAAUGCACUAAUAUCCAUAUUUGCAGACCUGGACCGGAAGACUGAAAUCGAGCCUGACGAUCCACAAGGGAUUAAGAUUGAAAGGACUAUUAAAGGUGAUAUAGAGCUGAGGAAUGUCGUCUUCUCGUAUCCUUCCAGGCCUGAUCAAUUGAUCUUCAGGGGCCUAAACCUAAAAAUUGACGCCGGGAAAACAAUUGCCCUCGUGGGACAGAGUGGUUCGGGCAAAUCCACAAUCAUUGGCUUGAUUGAAAGAUUCUAUGAUGCAUUGAACGGAUCAAUACUUAUAGAUGGAAAGGACAUCAAAACCUAUAAUUUAAGAAACUUGAGAUCACACAUUGCAUUGGUAAGUCAAGAGCCAACACUCUUUGCAGGAACCAUCCGCGAGAACAUCCUCUACGGAAAAGAAGACGCCACAGAAACUGAAUUAAAAGAGGCCGCAAUUCUUUCGAAUGCUCAUGAAUUCAUCAGCGCCAUGAAAGAUGGAUACGAAACUUACUGUGGGGAAAGAGGAGUGCAGCUGUCGGGCGGCCAGAAGCAGCGGAUUGCUCUGGCUCGAGCGGUGCUGAAGAAUCCGGCGAUCCUGCUUUUGGACGAGGCGACCAGUGCCCUAGACAGCGUAUCGGAGAAUCUAGUCCAGGAAGCUCUAGAGAAGAUGAUGGUUGGGAGAACUUGCGUGAUUGUGGCUCACAGGCUGUCUACGAUUCAGAAGUCGGACUUCAUUGCUGUGAUAAAGCAAGGGAAGGUUGUAGAGCAAGGAUCGCACUCAGAGCUGCUGGCAGUGGGGCGAGGUGGAGCCUAUCACUCCCUGAUAAAGCUUCAAACCAAUCAGUCCCUCGGCCUGUAA
Messenger RNA from Diospyros lotus (date-plum), 3765 nucleotides. Its product is annotated as putative multidrug resistance protein. Gene Ontology annotation, cellular component: membrane. Gene Ontology annotation, molecular function: ABC-type transporter activity; ATP binding; ATP hydrolysis activity. Lineage: Eukaryota; Viridiplantae; Streptophyta; Magnoliopsida; Ericales; Ebenaceae. Bases 1 to 3765 code for a protein of 1254 amino acids. Gene Ontology annotation, biological process: transmembrane transport. The record is from RefSeq and is a predicted model, not a curated record. The transcript has 6 exons.